CGUAACUGUAGGAUUUUACUUCUUAAGGAAUGUGGAUGUCCUACUCUACAGCUUUGUUACUAUUUCGUACACGCAUGAUAGACACGUUGGCUUUUAUGUUCUAGUAUAGACAUAUCAUUUAAAAAAAAAUAAUAUAUAUGCUUGUACAAGUGUAGUUUUAAUGUGAACACUAAGUAAACUUAGUCAUAUAUAUAUAUAACGAAAUAAUAUUCCUUACAAACCAUAUUUUACUUCUUUGAAAACAGACAAGGAAUAUAUAUAUAUAUAUGUAAAAAUGAGAAUUGUUCAGUUAAGAAGACAUCGUUUAUUUAAUAUUGUAAUUGGUGGAAUAUUGGUUUUAAUUAUUUUUUAUAUGAUUGUUUCUUUCUUCUCUGAUAAUCAAGUACAUAAUAUAAAAGUAUAUUGGUCAGAACAACUAUCAAGAAAACAGGCUCCAGAACUGGUAGAAGAUUUAGGUAAUUUUGAACCAAGAAAUAUACAAUCAAAAACAGGUCCUGGAGAAGCUGGCAAAGCACAUGUUUUAAGGGAUGAUCAACAAAAUGAUGUUCAACAAUCCGAAUCUGAUUAUGGUAUGAAUAUGAUAUGCUCAGAUGAAAUUUCCUUAGAUAGAUCAAUUCCUGACACUAGACCAUCCGAAUGCAAACAUUGGAAUUAUCCAACGGAUUUACCUAGAACAAGCGUUAUUAUAGUAUUUCAUAAUGAAGGUUGGUCUGUAUUAAUGAGAACUGUACAUAGUGUAAUAAAUAGAACACCAUCGAAAUUCUUAGAAGAAAUCCUUCUUGUUGAUGAUUAUUCUGACAAAGAAAAUUUAAAGGGUGACUUAGAAUCUUAUAUUGAACAAUGGGGAGGAAAAGUCAGAUUACUAAGAAAUUAUGAAAGGCAAGGUUUGAUAAGGACAAGAUCAAGAGGUGCACGAGAAGCCAAAGGCGAAGUAAUUGUCUUUUUGGAUGCUCAUUGUGAAGUGAAUGUAAAUUGGUUGCCACCGCUUUUAGCUCCAAUUGCAAUGAAUAGCAAUGUAAUGACAGUUCCUGUGAUCGAUGGUAUCGAUCAUAAAACCUUUGCAUAUCGACCUGUGUACCAAGCUGGACACUUAUAUAGAGGAAUUUUUGAAUGGGGUAUGUUAUACAAAGAAAAUGAACUUCCUAGAAGAGAAGCUAAAACUCGACCACAUGACAGCAUGCCUUAUAAAUCUCCUACUCAUGCUGGUGGUCUAUUUGCAAUGAAUCGUCAAUACUUUUUAUCAUUGGGUGGAUACGAUGAAGGAUUACUUGUUUGGGGUGGAGAAAAUUUUGAAUUGUCUUUUAAAAUUUGGCAAUGUGGCGGAAGUAUUCUAUGGGUGCCUUGCUCGCAUGUUGGACACGUAUAUAGAGGUUUUAUGCCGUAUACAUUUGGCAAACUCGCACAGAAGAAAAAAGGACCAUUGAUUACUAUUAACUAUAAAAGGGUCAUUGAAACUUGGUUUGAUGAAAAACACAAAGAAUUCUUUUAUACGAGAGAACCACUCGCAAGAUUACUUGAUCAUGGUGAUAUAACUGAACAAUUACUUUUUAAAGAAAGAAAGAAGUGUAAAAGCUUCCAAUGGUACAUGGACAACGUAGCUUAUGAUGUUCUAGACAAAUUUCCUGAAUUACCACCGAAUAUACAUUGGGGAGAGUUGAGAAAUGGAGCAACUGGAGCAUGUUUGGAUACUAUGGGACAUGCCCCUCCAAGUUUAAUGGCCACUGCAUAUUGUCAUAGUUAUGGAAAUAAUCAACUUAUUAGGUUGAAUUCGAAAGGUCAACUUGGUGUCGGUGAACGUUGUAUCGAAGCUGACGGACAUGGAGUAAAAUUAGCGUUUUGCCGUUUGGGUACUGUUGAUGGACCCUGGCAAUAUGAUGAAAAAACUAAAACGAUAUUACAUCGGGUUCAUAAAAAAUGUAUGGCUCUUCAUCCGCAAACUCAACAGUUAUCAUUAAUGCCCUGUGAUGUGAAUAAUACGUAUCAACAAUGGUCCUUCCAUGAGAUUAAUCCACGUUGGUGAACGAAUCAACGUUACAAAUAUAUUUCAAUAAUAUGAAUUUUUGUUCAUGAAAAAUUUUACACGAAUCUUACUUGGCCUGCUAGAUAAAUCGAAACGUUGCGAUUACUUGCGAAUUAAUUGUCAAAUUAAUUAAACGAUAUAUAAUUCUAUAAGGAAAAAUUCUUUGUGAAAUACUUUUUUAUAAUUCACAAAGUUGCACAGACUAUAAAAUGCUAUGCUAAGAGACAACAGACAAUAAGGUGCUGUAAAGUUCAGUCUUCUAUUUUUAGUAGUUAAAAUUUCUUCAAGUUUUUUACAAAUGGACAAAUAAGAAAAUGAAACUUUAUAAAUCUGUACAAUUCGAUAUUCUUAUUUUACAUUUUUGUCCAUUUUAAAAAGACUAGAUUACUUAAAUGAGACUGCUCUUUAUAAGUAUAGAUUCUCGGCAAUUGUUCCUUCUUAUGAUGGCGAUUUUAUCUUCUUAAUGAACAUUCUAUUACGAAAACAAUCUUUAUACGAAUAUAACUAAUCAUUUACGAUACUAUAUUAAAUAUGUUUUUAUUUAAUUAAUAAUUAUGAAAAAAAUUAUAGUAAAAGUAAAAUGAAAUGCUAUUUUCGUAUUGCCAAACAGUAUAAAUCUUCCUAUAUUUAUCUAUAUUAAGAUUAAUUUUCUUCAAAAUUUAUAUAUUUCAUUAUGUAAGACAAUACAGAGAAAAGAGAGAGAAUGAGAAAGAAUGCUUCCUCUCUCUUUUAAUCAUCUUUACAUCAUUAAAUUAUUUAAAUUUUUCUAUCGCUUUGUAGUGUCAUUUAUUGUAGUCAGUAAACAAAUGAGAUAUUUGUUUAUAUAAAAUGCAGAGAUAACACGUGAUGAUAAAUUAAUUUUGAAUUUAGAUACAUAUGUAAACAUAAAGCUCUAAAUUGAUGUACAAUUUAAUUGAUAAUUAUUGUACCUUUUGUAAGUUGCAAGAAUGUUGACAACAUUUUCAUUGAUAAAAAUGUUAUCAUCAUUUGAUCGGAAUAAUUUAUUUUUUUAUAACUAUAUGCACACUCGCGAUCAAUAUAAUUUUUGUACUUUGUGAUAUUAAAUGUGCAAUCGUAUAUACAUGAAAAAUUUUGUUACUGACGUGACUUUCACUAAUAUAAUAAUUUUUUGAUAUAUCUAUUACAGUAUCUUAUUCAACUUUAAUCACAGGCAUAAUAAAUCUUUCUGAUUCGAUAAUUAUAAAUACACAUUCCAAUCAUAGUAUUUAAAACAUUGUUAAUGUCUCUAUGUGACACUAAAGAAAAGUUAUUAAGACAAAAUACGAAGAACAGUUUUAACAUCACUAAUUGUACAUUUAAAAUAUGAAUUCCAACAUUCCUCGUUAAAAUCGAUAACGUUUAUGAUAUUGCAGUGAAUCGCAUAAAGUUAUAUUAAAUAUUACUUUUAAUCUGAGUAAGAAAAAAUUAAAAUAUCAUUUGUGAGUAAAUUUUUUCCAUUAUCUAUAUUCUUUAUUUGUACUUAACACUAUAUAUAAAGCUUAUCGUUAGUUUUAUAAAUCAAGCUUAAAUUAUACUUGAAAGAUCAAUAAUUGUUGUGAUCACAUAUGAUGCAAAACACAUGCAGCUAACUUAUUAUUAUUUUUUAAUAUCAU
Messenger RNA from Vespa mandarinia (Asian giant hornet), 3633 nucleotides. RefSeq names its product N-acetylgalactosaminyltransferase 7 (gene Pgant7). The record is from RefSeq and is a predicted model, not a curated record. Lineage: Eukaryota; Metazoa; Arthropoda; Insecta; Hymenoptera; Vespidae. Gene Ontology annotation, molecular function: polypeptide N-acetylgalactosaminyltransferase activity. Gene Ontology annotation, cellular component: Golgi apparatus. Gene Ontology annotation, biological process: protein O-linked glycosylation.